Molecule: messenger RNA, 1425 nt
Organism: Cotesia glomerata
Lineage: Eukaryota; Metazoa; Arthropoda; Insecta; Hymenoptera; Braconidae
Exons: 7
Coding region: 145-1305 (386 amino acids)
Source: RefSeq, a predicted model, not a curated record
UUUAAUUUUAGUGUAUCAUAGAGAACAUAACAAAACAGUUAUUUAAACAUUUACUUACUACUGUACGCUAAUUGUCACCACUGUUAGGUAAAUACUUCCCGUUAUUGUAAAGAUUGUCAAAUCACUGAUCAGUAUCGAGCAAGCAUGUCUCUGAUCUUUAACAUAGUCUUCUUCAUUGUUUUUUCUACAUCUAUUACAAUUAUUUAUAGUGAUACUACAUUAGGAGUGACUCGCAGCGAAAAAUUUUUCCCACUGUUUAGUGUUGUAAGAUUUGCAAAUUCAGAAUGCUCAGGCUGGAAUUCGUUCAAUGGAACUUGUUUUACACGUAAAGAAUGUUAUAAUUAUAAAGGAACAGCUUCUAGUACUUGUGCUAAUGGAAUCGGAACUUGUUGCAUUUUUAAAAGAGAAUGCGGAUCAGUUACAAGUUUAAACAACACAUAUUUUGUGAACCCUGGAUACUCUUACAGCUAUGCAGGUGGUCAAAGGUGUACAAUAACUGUCUAUCCCUGUAAUUCAGAUGUCUGUCAAUUACGCAUCGACUUUAUGAAGUUCAGCUUAGCCCAGCCAAAUGCCACCGGGGUUUGUGAUAACGAUUUUCUUCUUAUAUCUGGCGGGGCAUCAACAGUACCCAGACUUUGCGGAGAAAAUGAUGAUCAGCAUGUUUACGUUGAUUUUAAUGGAGCUAAUCCGAUAACAAUAUCAGUAGAUACAAAUACAGAUUAUUCAUUUUCUCGCGAAUGGAACUUAAGGUUACGACAAAUAUCUUGCGAUUCAUCGUGGCUGGCUCCAAAAAAUGAUGGGUGUCUUCAGUAUUAUAAAGCAAUAAGUGGUACAGUGACAAGCUUUAAUUACGGGACAAUACCAAAUACUAGAGUUUCAACGCCACUUCUAACUCCAAAUACUCGACAAAUACAAAAUUUAAAUUACGGAGUCUGUAUUAAAAUGGCUCCUGGGUACUGUACUAUCGAAUGGUCGCAAGCAGACGCGUCGUCCUUUACUAUUUCCAGUAAUUCGGGUAUUGUUGAUAGUACGGCAGGCAUCGAUUACUCAUUAUCAGGAGAACUAUGUACACAUAAUUUUGUAAUAGUACCAAAUCCGUCAGUAAAUGGUACACGUUAUAACACAGACAGAUUUUGCGGUAAUAGUUUUGAAACAAAACAGAGCAGUUCAAAGCCGUUUGUACUUUACGUAGUAACAAAUCCAGAUCCGAACGAAAACUUAGCUGAGAGUGAUGAUUUUGUAGACCACGACUUGGCUAACAGAGGUUUUGUUUUAAAAUACCGUCAAUUGGCCUGUGCAGUAUAAAAUAGAUCGUUUUAUAAAUUUACAAUUACAGUUAUUGAAAUUAAAUAAUUAAAUUAAAUUAUUUUAUGUAGAAACCAAUUUAAUUAAAUUAGUAUUUAUUUUACCUAACUAACUUCAAUA